Messenger RNA from Syzygium oleosum, 2221 nucleotides. Its product is annotated as glucosidase 2 subunit beta-like. NCBI's taxonomy places the organism in Eukaryota, Viridiplantae, Streptophyta, Magnoliopsida, Myrtales, Myrtaceae. Gene Ontology annotation, biological process: N-glycan processing. Gene Ontology annotation, cellular component: glucosidase II complex. The coding region runs from base 92 to 1990 and encodes 632 amino acids. Gene Ontology annotation, molecular function: protein binding. The record is from RefSeq and is a predicted model, not a curated record. The transcript is spliced from 16 exons.
UGCGUGCAAGUGAAUUCCCAAGAUCACAGUCGAGACAUCUUGAAGAAUUACUGCUUCUGGGUUUCGACUUUUUGACCACUUCCCUCCGGACAUGAACUUCUUGCCAAUCAUCUCCAUCUCCAUCGUCGUCACAUUGGUUCUGCUGUCCAGCGGAUCAUCCUCGACUUCACUACCCAAUGACCCGCUUCUUGGGAUUGCUCCUGGAGAUGUGAAAUAUUACAGUUCAUCGGACGGGAUCAAAUGUAAGGAUGGAUCGAAGAAAUUUACCAGAGCCCAGCUCAAUGACGAUUUCUGCGACUGCCCCGAUGGCACGGAUGAGCCAGGAACAUCAGCAUGCCCAAAUGGAAAAUUUUAUUGUCGGAAUGCAGGACAUGUUCCUGUCAUUAUAUUUUCUUCAAGAGUAAAUGACGGUAUUUGUGACUGCUGCGACGGGAGUGAUGAAUACGACGAUAAAGUGAAGUGCCUGAACACAUGUCGGGAAGCUGGAAAAGCAGCAAGAGAAGAGUUGAAGAAAAAAAUUGCUGGGUACCAGGAGGGCGUUACCAUACGGAAAAAGGAAGUGGAACAGGCAAAAGUAUCUCUUGCAAAAGACAAGGAAGAAUUGUCAAAACUGAAAAUUGAGGAGAAAGUACUGAAAGUGCAGUUUGAACAGCUUAAAGAGCGCAAAGAACAAAUAGAGAAAGCAGAGGAGAAAGAGCGCAUGAGGAAAGAAAAAGAAGAGAGAGAAAAAAGAGAAGCUGAGGAGAAAGCUGGUAUCAACCAAGAGAGAAUUGAAAAGGGGAUAGGAGGUGAAAGGGAUACGUCAACUACAGAGAGUACGCAUGAUGAAAGGAUUGGACUUGUGGAUGAUUAUCCAUCUGACCAGGAUUUGGAAGAAGAUUUGGCAGCAGAACAUGAUCAUGUAUCAACUGGAGUCCAAGAUAAGGGAAUUACUCAUGCUGUGGAAAAGAAAGAUGAGUCGGUAACACCGGCAAGCGAGGAAGAGUCAAUCGUUUCAUCUGAACCUAUUGUUGACGCUGAAAGCAAGGUGGCUAAUGGCUAUAUAACUGCAGAAGGAGAUGACGCAUCUGAGAAUGCCGAGGAACUGUCAAAGGAAGAGUUGGGUCAACUUGUUGCUUCUCGUUGGACAGGGGGGAAGACAGAGAAGGAAAGUGGGGAAGACUUUGCAAGAGAUAAUAAUCACGAGGAACAAAGUAGCGAGAUCCCAAAAAACAUGCGUGAUGGUAUUGAUGAUAUAUAUGCGUUAGAUACUGCUGACAUCGAAAAGAAUGAGUAUGAUAAUGUGGAAGAUGGGUUUGAUGAAGAUUCUGCAGUGAAGAAUCAUUAUGAUUUCAGUUCUCAUUCCAAAGAUGAAUCAGAUAGUGACUCAGACGAUGAUUUAGACUUAGAAGAUCUAGCAAUCAAGAAGUUCUUUUCUUGGGUAGAGAAGAUGAAGAAAAUGUGGUGGGGAAUUCUUCGAGCUAUCAAUAUAUUCCAGACUCCUGUUGACAUAUCUGAGGCUACUCAGGUACGCAAAGAAUAUGAUGAAUUGAGUACCAAAUUAUCUAAGAUCCAGUCGAGAAUAUCAAGCUUGUCACAAAAGCUGAAACAGGAUUUCGGCCCAGAAAAGGAGUUCUACUCAUACUAUGAUCGCUGUUUUGAGAGCAAACAGAAUAAGUAUGUUUACAAAUUGUGCCCCUUUAAAGAAGCUUCCCAGCAUGAAGGGCACUCUACAACUCGCUUGGGGAAGUGGGACAAAUUUGACGACAGUUUCAGAGUCAUGAUCUUCUCAUCCGGUGACAAGUGCUGGAAUGGUCCAGACAGAAGUAUGAAGGUGAAGCUGAGAUGUGGGUUGAAAAAUGAGGUUACUCAUGUAGACGAACCAAGUCGUUGCGAAUAUGAAGCACUGCUAUCCACUCCAGCUCUUUGUAAAGAAGAUAAACUGAAGGAACUUCAAGAUAAGCUAGACAUGAUGAGUAGAGAACUGAUGGACGGCCAUGACGAACUAUAAUAGAUGGACAGAAUCAAUGAGUUGGAGAUUCCUUUCGCAUGCUGACUUAUUGAGCUUGUACUAUCCACUUUGUUCAUAAGAGGCUUACACGUAACAUUUCUCAAGUAAAGUAGCGACUCCUGCAGCCUUUUUCAGUUUGCUGUAAUGCCGAUAGUUUUGUGUAUGCCCAAAACAUGGUUAUUCCUUUGACUGUAUACAGCUCUCUUGUAUAUCGAUAUCAGGCUUUUCAGA